Paramecium sonneborni is the source of this 689-nucleotide messenger RNA. The record is from the annotation of a GenBank genome assembly. Lineage: Eukaryota; Ciliophora; Oligohymenophorea; Peniculida; Parameciidae.
AUGAACUCAACAUCAGUUGGAACAAGCAUUAGAAAUAAUAGGGAAUAAAUGUCAAAUAUUACAAUCAAUAAACUUCUGCUUCCAAACAACAUCAUAUUAAAGAAAUCUCAUAACAAUUCUUAAAGCCAACAAAUUUUAGAUUAACAUUUAAAUGAAAAUGUUUUUUUUAUUCCAAAAAAAAGUUUGAGAAGAGUUAAAUAUUCAGAUUAAAAUAGUAAGUUAGAAUUCUAUCAUUCAUAGUAUUGAUUAGCUCAAUAACUGGAAAAUCACUAUAAUCCUAACUAAUCGGUAAGUUUUUGCGUGAGAACAACAUUCAUUAAUUUCAUCGAAUAAACUCUCGAAAAUAAAUUGCCAUUAAAGAAUUAGUAUCAACAUCCAAAGUUUAUAAUUUUAUAAAAAAAGAUGGAAAUAUAAAUACAGAACCAAAUUCAGAUAAAUAAAAUCUCCCAUUUAAGCCUUAGUUGAAAUAAUCUUAAGUUAUUGAUGAUCAAUAUAAAUUCACUUUUUAUAGUCCUAAAACUGAAGAGAACAAACUUAGAUUGCCAAAAGAAUUCUAAAUUCAACNCAGAUUUAGAAAAUAUUUUAUUUCGGUUUAUUUACAAAUUAUUUAUUUAAUUAAUGCUGAUAUUAAAUUAAAAUUGCAAAUUAUUAUUAAGUAUUUAUAAUACAUGUUUUUUUUUAUAUUUUGA